This is a messenger RNA of Nicotiana tabacum (common tobacco), 319 nucleotides long. NCBI's taxonomy places the organism in Eukaryota, Viridiplantae, Streptophyta, Magnoliopsida, Solanales, Solanaceae. The record is from RefSeq and is a predicted model, not a curated record.
AUGGCUCGUACGAAGCAGACAGCCUGUAAAUCUAGCGGUGGAAAGGCUCCAAGGAAACAACUUUCUAUAAAGGCUGCAAGGAUAUUAGCCCCUACCACUGGAAGAGUGAAGAAGCCACAUCGUUACCGCCCUGGACUGUUGCUCUCCAAAAAUAUCAGAAGGGUACUGAGCUUCUCAUUAGGAAGUUGCCUUUCCAAAGGCAUUGUCUGUGAGAUUGCUCGGGAUUUUACUACAGAUAUGAUAUUCAGCUUGCAAGGUGAAUUCGCGGAGAACAAACUUAAGCUUAUCAUGAUGUUGAUUAGUGAUCAGUCUCUUCUUG